ACACUUUACUCUUAACUCAACACAAUGUCUGGCCGUGGAAAAGGUGGCAAGGUAAGACCAGAUUCAUAUAUUUUAAUCCGAGUCUUAUUUUUCUUCAAGGGUCUCGGAAAGGGUGGUGCCAAGCGUCAUCGUAAGAUUCUUCGUGACAACAUUCAGGGCAUAACAAAGCCCGCUAUUCGUCGUCUCGCCCGUCGUGGUGGUGUCAAGCGUAUCUCCGGUCUCAUCUACGAGGAGACUCGUGGUGUUCUCAAGAUCUUCCUUGAAAAUGUGCGUCAGUACAUACACAGACCCAUGUGCCUACUCACGUUUCUCCCCAGGUCAUCCGUGAUUCAGUAACAUACACUGAGCACGCAAAGCGGAAAA
Molecule: messenger RNA, 363 nt
Organism: Suillus subaureus
Lineage: Eukaryota; Fungi; Basidiomycota; Agaricomycetes; Boletales; Suillaceae
Exons: 2
Coding region: 25-336 (103 amino acids)
Biological process (GO): nucleosome assembly
Cellular component (GO): nucleosome
Molecular function (GO): DNA binding; protein heterodimerization activity; structural constituent of chromatin
Source: RefSeq, a predicted model, not a curated record